CGGGCGGAGUCAGCUGCCAAAGCGGCAAGACUUCACACACACACACAGAGCCCAGCCUCCUUGCCGGGUCCAGAGCCGAGGCCCAAAGGGGCCAUUGGCGGGAGCCAAUGAAGACACUACUGACCAUGACCAUCCUAGCUGUGGGAUCCCUAGCCGCUCACACUGCUGCUGACAAGUCUGGUCUCCUUCGAAAUGUGAAAUUCCGGUCCAGCAACUUUGAAAACAUCUUGAUAUGGGAGGCUGGACCCAACAGCACCCUGGACACGGUCUACAGCGUGAAGUAUAAGAGGUAUGGAGAGAAUGAGUGGCUGGCCAAGGCAGGCUGCCAACUGAUCACCCGGAAGUCCUGCAACCUAACUCUGGAGACGGGCAACCUCACCGAAUUUUACUAUGGCAAUGUCACAGCUAAGAACCCAGGAAAUCAAGGACAGGAGAGAAGUGGCCGCUUCAGCCCACAGCAACACACCACCAUCAGACCACCAGACGUGACCUGUAUCCCCAAAGUGAGGUCUAUUCAGAUGCUGAUCCACCCCACCUUCACACCCAUCCUCUCGGAAGAUGGUCACCGGCUAACCCUGGAGGAGAUUUUCCCCGACCUGUUCUACAGCUUAGAACUCCGCGUCAACCACACCUACCAAAUGCACCUUGAAGGCAAACAGAGAGAAUAUGAGUUCCUUGGCCUGACUCCUGACACAGAGUUCCUCGGGUCCAUCACAGUUUUGGCUCCGAUGUGGUCCAAGAGAAGCGCCCCCUACGUGUGUGAAGUGAAGACAUUGCCUGACCGGACGUGGGCCUACUCCUUCUCCGGUGCCGUGCUGUUCUCCAUGGGUUUCCUUGUCGGCUUGCUCUGCUAUCUAGGCUACAAAUAUGUCACCAAGCCACCCGUGCCUCCUAACUCCCUGAACGUCCAGCGUGCCCUGACCUUUCAGCCCCUACGAUUCAUCCAGGAGCACGUGCUGGUCCCUGUCUUGGACCUCCGUGGCCCGGGAAGUCAUGCUCAGCCCAUCCAGUACUCUCAAGUGUUGAUCCCCGGGCCCAGGGAGCUGCCUGGAGCUACACAGCGGCACAGCCUGCCUGAGGUCACCUACAUAGGACAGUCAGAUGCCUCCAUCCUCCGGCCCACCAACGUGCCACCUCAGCAGACAUUGUCCCCACCGUCCUAUGCCCCAAAGGCUGUCACCGAGGUCCAGACCCCUUCCUAUGCACCUCAGAUAGCUUCUGAUGCCAAAACUCUGGUCUACUCACCACAGCAGCUGAUGAAGACCCAACCUUCCACCUAUAAUGCGCAGGGCGUUCUGGAUAGCUGGGCUGCUUCCUAUGCUGUGUGUGGCGAAGACACUGGCCAAGACUCCACUCCUGAGGUCCUCUCCAGUCCCAAACACCUCAAGUCCAAAGGUCAGCUCCACGGAGACACACUUGCUGAAAGUUGUCUCCCAGGGGACCUUUCUCUGCAGGGAGUCACCUCCUUGGCUGACAAGGAGGCAAAAAGACCAAAAUCACUCCCCCCACCUCUGGGGUUUUGCACAGGCAGAGGGCCUGACUUUAAGGCACUGCACAGUGAUGAACCAGAGACACAAGGGUACCUGAAGGGGGCAUUAUCCCUCCUGUCCUCGGUCCAGAUCGAGGGCCACCCUGUCUCCCUCCCUUUGCACACCCAUUCCCUCUCAUGUUCCCCCUCCGACCAGGAACCAAGUCCCUGGGGCCUGCUGGACUCCCUCGUGUGUCCCAAGGACGAAGGUCUGGAGGCUGAGACUGAGCCCAGUGCUGCAGCGUCUGAGCUGGAGCAGCCCACAGAGCUGGACUCUCUUUUCAAAGGCUUGGCCCUAACUGUGCAAUGGGAAUCCUGAAGGGAGAUCAAAGCGAGCAGGCCUGGGCACCCUCCUGCCUGACCCCCGCUGACAACCCCACACCCACAGGCUCUAAGGCCUAGCCCCAGGUGGGUACCCUGGUGAGAGCCAGCAAAAGGAAGAUUUGGGCCCCAAGUGGGAACACGAAUGUACGGUGAAGGCUCUAAGGGAGAGACGACAGGCGGGCAGCAUAUUCAAAUGGCCUGUGCCACCGAGCCCAGCAGGUAAGACAGAGGGAGCUGUAAUGCAGGAGACCUUCCUAGAGACCCGUGCCACCCCGUCCCUCAGCUCCUAGGCCAUUGGGCCAGAGGCUGCCUAUCUUCACUUACUUUCUGACCAGCUCCCUAAUCUAAUUUAGCCAAGGGUGAGACAGCCACCUUCUCUGAAAGAGCUUGGGUUGGAAGCCAGGGGGCCCAGCACGCCCGCACUUCCACCAAGGCCAGAGGCAGCACUGUGGCAAGACUUCCGGGCAGAGUGUGGCUAAGGGCUCACUCCCUGCCGCCGAUCCCUUCUUUGCUCUUCUGUGGGAGGCUUCACUCUGGAAUGGCCCGUCAGUCCAUCGUCCAUCAUAAGAUGAAGGGGGUGCCGCACAAAACUCUUCUGCAAGUAGCGGUCCAGAGAAAAGCAUUUGAACGGGACAUGGGACCAUGAAACCCAGAGGCUUUAGAAUCUCAGCACGCCUGGGCUCACACUCCGGCCUCUCCACUAUAUGACAAGUGGGUUAGCUAGCUCAGAUUUUAGCUUCCUCAUCGAUGAAACAGGGAUCAUCACGUCCUCCUUCCGAGGAUGGCAUUAAUGUCUGGGAGGUGCUUUGUAGCAGGGCCCAAAACACAGUCAUUGUCUUCUGCUAGGAUUUUUUUUUUUUAAUCUGAAAACACAAGGGAGGGCCUCCUCCCGUUCGUGUCGGCUCAUGGGCGUCUUCUCGUGGGAAAGAGCCUGUCGUAGGCAGGGACUGGGCUAUCUAGGGCAGACAGGAGGAGUCUCUACAGGGCUUUCUGGAAACAGGCCCAGAGGCAACAGAUGGCACAGAGCCUUCUCUUUGAGGUUGGAGGUGGAAGCAGUCUGGACAGAGGCCAUCACAGGGCCUCCUUGGCAUGGAGGGAGCCCCAGGCCUGUCUGCCCCAUCUCACGAUACCAUGGCGGUACAACACCACCCUGGCCCCCUAAUCCCGUGCCUGUACCCAAGAACAGGAAGCAUCUUUUACUCCCUGCUGACAGGAAGCCAUGCCCAUUAGACCACUCCCAUCUCAGACAGGCCUUACCAGGAGGAACCCAAGACCCGGGCCUACCCAAGGCUCUGCCGUGGAGUUGGCCCUCAAACACAGGGCCUUUUGUGUCGAGCAGGUGCUCUCUACCCUGUUGAAAUUCUUGGGGGCUGAGCCUGACCGAACACAGAGAAGAAAGGGCCCCUUAAAGCGUUCCUGAGAGAUAAGUGCCCUCCCUAUCACCUUCUUGCCCCAAAUUUCUGAGACACAACACCAAACUCCAUCUGCGUCACAGUGGCCUUCCACUGUCCUCACCUGUUUCCCCUUCUCUUCCCCACCUCACUCCCUUAAUGGCACAGGGUGACAGGUGGGGCUCUUAUCUGUACAUCAUUAAUAUUUAACCUCCCUCCGAGGUCACUGACCCAGUAUCUCUGACCAAAGGUUAACUGCCUCUCCUUUGUUUAUGAGUAAAAAGAACGGCGGGCCUGUUCUGACUUGGUCAGUGCACCCAGAGGUGUGGAGAUGCUUUUAUGGAAGGCCAUAAACUGGCUGCCAUCUCCCAGAGCUAUGCAUGUGGCAACCAUAACAAAAAAACAAGGGAGAAGCAGGAGUGUCUAAGGAGGAGCCUGUGGUACCCCGAUCUGGGGGCCCCUCUGGGAUCACCACACACACUCCUCCCCUGGCAUCCCAGGCCUAUGGCUGGGUUGGGUCCUGCUAGAAGGCAGGAUGUCAAAGUUCUUCCAUGUCUCGAGUGAGCUUGGCUUUCCUGGGAACCCUCCCCUGCCCUAUAACCUGGAAAGCCUCCAGCUCUGCCUGCUGUGCCCUGUCCCACCUAGAGAAAGGUGAGUCCCCAAGUCACCUGCUUCACAAGCAAAGACAAAGAAAAGUGACCGCAGCAUUUCCCCAACCUUAUCCUCCGGGGAGGGGGUCCAAGACCCCAGACCCCUAUCCAGCUGGAACCCACGAGCUGGGUGCAGCCAAGGAAAGCUGGGACUGCGUCCCAACAUGAAAUAGUAAACCUGCUUAAAACAUCA
Microtus oregoni (creeping vole) is the source of this 4086-nucleotide messenger RNA. It is a transcript of the gene Il22ra1, whose product is annotated as interleukin 22 receptor subunit alpha 1. Gene Ontology annotation, molecular function: protein binding. Lineage: Eukaryota; Metazoa; Chordata; Mammalia; Rodentia; Cricetidae. The transcript has 7 exons. The coding region runs from base 108 to 1847 and encodes 579 amino acids. The record is from RefSeq and is a predicted model, not a curated record.